AUGUCUGCACAAGCAGACGCCAUUAUGAACAUUGAGACAAUUGUGUUGUCGUCCGACGACGAGAACACUACAUCAAAUGUGGUAGUAAUAUCAGAUAGCGAAAACGAGGAAGAGGAAGAAGAGUUAAACUCGAGAAUUCCGUCGUCGCCGCAACCACCGUCAUCACCAUCGCAGCCACCAUCGCUGACAACCUUUAAUAUUAUUACCACCUCAUCAGAUGUGGUAAUAAUAUCGAGUGACGAGAACGAGGAGGAAAAAGAGUUAAACUCGACAAUUCCGUCGUCGCCGCAACCACCAUCAUCACAGUCGGAGCCACCUUCAUCGCCGUCAUCGUCAUCGUGGUGGUCGUCACGAACCACGUCGUCGUCGUCACGUUUAUGGUCGUCAUGGAUGUACAAAUCCUCGUCGUCGCUGCCAUCCUCGUCGCCAGCGCACCCGUCUUCGUUGGAAGGAAUUUCGCCGGUGUUGCUGCUAUUGUCGUCGUCUGAGCGAAAAGUAAUCAGACCCACCGCUGUUCCUCCUCGCGUCCUCCCACGAAUAACUGAAGAUCGUAUAGUGAGAUGGACAGUGACGCCAGCAGUAUUAGAGGAAAUGGUACUAACACCGCUACCACUACCGGCGCUAAUGGAGCAGCUGUCUUCCACCACGCCAUCACCAACGGCCAUCAUCAUUGCGGCUACCGUCACCGCAACCCUCACCACAACUACCACCACAACCACUACUGCCGCCGCCGCCGUCACCACCACCACUAUCACGACGACCAUCAGACGACAGCAACAGGAAAGCCUCUAUGCCAUGCCCAUCCGCGAUCAUUACGCGUCGAGUGAUGGUAUAGAGAUCUCAUAUGAUAUUGAUUCUAUUCUCGUUUGCGCGGUAACACCGAAGCCGUUUACCAUGAAUGAAGGCUUUACCGUGACUCUAAAGCCUUCGAGCACGGUAUUACUGGCGACAAACUCUAAAUAUGGCUCGUAA
Monomorium pharaonis (pharaoh ant) is the source of this 972-nucleotide messenger RNA. RefSeq names its product flocculation protein FLO11-like. The record is from RefSeq and is a predicted model, not a curated record. Bases 1 to 972 code for a protein of 323 amino acids. The transcript is spliced from 3 exons. Lineage: Eukaryota; Metazoa; Arthropoda; Insecta; Hymenoptera; Formicidae.